Molecule: messenger RNA, 547 nt
Organism: Dentiscutata heterogama
Lineage: Eukaryota; Fungi; Glomeromycota; Glomeromycetes; Diversisporales; Gigasporaceae
Source: the annotation of a GenBank genome assembly
GCUGAAUAUAGAACCUACUCGGAUAAUGUUAGAAAUUUUGAAUAUGAUGAUAAUACUAAUAAAGACACCAGCAACAACAAAGCUGACGAAAAUGAUACGGAUAAUAGCAUUGAACUAAAUGCUAGCAAAGCUGAGAAUAAUGAUAAGACAAUUAUUGAAGAAAAUGGAAAAAUGAAUAAAGUGGAAAAAUGUAUUAGUGAUGAUGAAGUACUAACUAAAAUUGACAACACGAAUGAGAUACCUACUGAUAGAAAGCUUAAAGACAAAUGUGAAAUCUGGAUGAAAAAGGUGGAAAAAUUGAGGAACACGGUUAUAGACGAAUUUAAAAAGAUAAUCAAGAAUGAUAUAAGCAAAAUGAAAAAAAAGAACACAUACCUAAACGAUUACAGAAAACUUCGAUCACCUGCUGAGAAGGGGAAAAUUGUUAUGCUGGAAAAUGGAAUCAGAAAUGAAAUAACUGUUAAAGACAGAAAAAAAAAAACAUUCGAAAGACAUUUAAGCUCUACUGAAGGUAGCAAUUCAGAUGGACGACAUAACCUUGGAUAUU